AUGACCAAAGACUGGAAAGAAGUCGCAGCCACGAAAAAGCAGCGCAUCACCGACUCUAUACCUAAGGAAUGGGUCAUCGACACAUCCUCUCUCGAUGCGAACGUCAUGAAGGUGCCAGAGACUUGCGGUCUCCUCAGCGAGUCAGAACUCGACAUCACAAACUCUUCCGCCACCGACCUGGUUGCCAGAUUGGCCGACGGCAGUCUCAAAGCCGUCGACGUGACGACUGCGUUUUGCAAACGCGCAGCCAUCUCGCAUCAAGUUACCAACUGCGCUCUGGAGUUUUUCCCGGAGAUGGCGUUGAAACAGGCCAAAGAACUGGAUGAGUACUAUGAGAAGAAUGGUCGCACAGUGGGGCCACUGCACGGACUGCCCAUCUCACUCAAGGAUCAAUUGCGCGUCAAGGGUUUGGAGACGACUAUGGGCUACGUUGCUUGGAUCGAUAAGUACGACACCGAAGACUCUGUGCUUACUGCCAUGCUGAGGAAAGCCGGUGCUAUAUUCUACAUCAAGACCUCCGUGCCGCAGAGCUUGAUGGUGUGCGAGACUAUCAACAACAUCACUGGCCGCAGUGUCAACCCUCGCAACAAAGAUUGGGCGCCUGGCGGUUCUUCGGGAGGAGAAGGUGCGAAUGUCGGUAUCAGGGGAGGCAUCAUUGGUGUUGGUACUGAUAUCGGAGGAUCUAUCCGCGUCCCCUCUGCAUUCAACUUCUUGUACGGACUUCGACCCAGUCAUGGGAGAUUGCCAUACGGCAAGAUGGCAAAUAGUAUGGAAGGACAGGAAACUGUCCACAGCGUGGUUGGCCCAAUCGCCCACUCGGUGUCGGAUAUGAGAUUGUUCGUCAAGUCAGUCCUGGAACAGCAGCCAUGGAAGUACGACUCGAAAGUCAUUCCCAUGCCAUGGCGGCAAUCCGAGCACGAUGCCGCAGUCAAAAAGAUAAAGUCCGAGAAGCUCACUCUCGGGUUCUUCAACUGUGACGGCGUAGUAAUGCCACAUCCUCCAAUCCUCCGCGGUAUCGACAAAGUGGUUUCGACGUUGCGAGAAAACGGGCACACCCUCACAGAUUGGAAACCCCACAGACACGACUACGCCGUCGACCUAAUCCAGAGUAUCUACGCUUCAGACGCAGGAAAGGACAUCCACACCGUCCUCUCCGCGUCUGGCGAACCCGCAAUCCCCAACAUCAACGAUCUGGUCGACCCUACAAAGUCCGCCGCAGACAUAACCACCCUCUGGGACGUGCAGCUGCAAAAGUGGAACUUUCAAAUGGAGUACUUGGAGAAGUGGAAUGAGAUGGAGGAAAAGCUGGGUAAAGAGAUGGAUGCAUUCAUUAUGCCCAUCACGCCUACUGCUGCCAUCAGACAUAAUCAGUUCAAGUACUAUGGUUACGCGAGUGCGAUCAAUUUGCUGGACUUUACGAGUGUGGUUGUGCCGGUCACUUUUGCGGACAAGGAGUUGGAUAAAGAGGUUCAGGGAUUCAAGCCGAUGAACGAUAUGGACAAACAGGUGCAGGCAGAGUAUGACGCAGAAGCAUACCACGGCGCUCCCGUCGCCAUACAGAUUGUAGGCCGCAAAUUGUCAGAGGAAAAGACGAUGGCUAUUGCUGAAGAAGUCGGAAGACUGCUUGGCAACGCAAUCACGCCAUGA
Messenger RNA from Aureobasidium namibiae CBS 147.97, 1647 nucleotides. RefSeq names its product glutamyl-tRNA amidotransferase-like protein subunit A. Lineage: Eukaryota; Fungi; Ascomycota; Dothideomycetes; Dothideales; Saccotheciaceae. The record is from RefSeq and is a predicted model, not a curated record. The transcript has 2 exons. The coding region runs from base 1 to 1647 and encodes 548 amino acids.